AUGGAAGACGCUUACAAAGAGGUCUACGAGAAAAUCGCGCUCAAUACGGAUCGGUUCAAUCUAGGUGAUGAGGAGACCUGGCGUCAAAUAUACGAGCCAUUCGUUCCAGGACACUCACCGAGAGUGCAUGUUACCCGUGAUCAUCGAUAUGGUCCCGCAGAACGGAAUGUGCUCGAUGUUUACUUUGCUCCUGAAAUCUCAGAAACCGGAAGUCCUGUGUUAGCUUUCUUUCAUGGAGGUGGCUUCUUUUCCGGUGAUAAACAAUGGAGCGAAAAGUAUUGGGGCAAUAUAGGAAAUUAUUUUGCCCAACAAGGUAUUAUCGUUGUGAUUGCCAAUCACCAGCUUGUUCCCUACAGCAAGAACGAAGUUUCUUCCAAGGAAGCAGAGCGAACGACCAUCAAGUAUCCUGCUGGUGCCGACGACGUGCAGCUUGUCCGAGAAUGGAUAUACAACAAUAUUAGCAGUCCACAAUUUGGCAACGGCUCGGUCGACAAAGUUGUCCUGUUUGGACACUCCUCCGGUGGUGCUCAUGUCGCUAUGAAUUUGUAUGCGGCAGGUGACUCCGAGCGCACUGUGACCAGAUCCGAUGUUUUCCCACCAGUGGCUGGGGUGAUAUACCUGAGUGUGCCAUUCUGGUAUGAUCGAACGCGACCUAUUCGUCAAAAGAUCCUUCAGCGAUACUAUGGAUCUGAUGCCGAGAAUGUCUGGGGGCCUCGGUCUGCACUCGGGUUGUUCAAAAACCUUCCAAAAGACUCAGCAGCUCUGUAG
Molecule: messenger RNA, 768 nt
Organism: Penicillium crustosum
Lineage: Eukaryota; Fungi; Ascomycota; Eurotiomycetes; Eurotiales; Aspergillaceae
Exons: 4
Coding region: 1-768 (255 amino acids)
Source: RefSeq, a predicted model, not a curated record